AUGGCUUUGAAGAUCGCCCUCCUCGUGUCCUCCACCGUGGCCGCCGUGGCCAUCACCCUGAAGGAGGCGCAGGUUCAAGACAGUGUGGCCUUUGCCGCAGCGAAUGAAACGCUGGGCGGCUAUGUCGCAUGCAACCGCCCCCACGCGUGGUGCAGCACCAAUGACAAUUCCCACACCUAUCUCCAUGAGGACUGCAACGGUGAUGGUUUGCUCGAUCAGGUGUGCUAUUGGAAGGGCCACGUUUGGAUGAGGCUCAGCGGCCAUUGUGAGGCUCUCAACAACGGACACAAGACGAACCCCAAAUGCGAUAAGAUCAAGGAGAUGGCUGAAGAUGCCCAAAAGUACAUCUAUAUCACCGGCACUGAUCAUAACAUCUACCGUCAACCACUGGCGGGGCUUUCACCCUCCACGAAUUGGGAGCUCGUGGGAAGUCCAGCUGUGAUUUCACUGAUCAGUGCAAAGGACUAUUUCAUUGGGGUUGGAACGGACAAAAAGCUCUACGGUCAGCCCUUCUCACUGCUGAAAACAAUGAGCAAAUGGGUGAAAGCCCCCUUGGCUCGUGGAGAUAUCCUCGAUGGAGAUACGGUGGACGACACGUUCUACGGCGUGGGUACAAAUGGUUUGAUCUACAGCCAGAGCAUUAGCGGGAUGCACGCCAGUUCCCAUUGGAGCCAGGCCACGUCCAGUGGCCAUGUCUCGUCGAUUGCCAUCCACCGGGGCAGCAACUUCCUCUAUGGAGCCAACCGGGAUGGAGCCAUCUAUAAGAUUCCUGCCAACAAUUUGGGGGCCAAUGGUUGGCUACUCGUCCAGGACAAGGCUGAUUGCUUCCACAUCUCAAUUUCAGGCGAUGACAUCUACUGCCGGACAGCAGCCAAGGAGAUCAACCACCAGAAGGUCUCGACGCUGACGGCCUCGAGUACUUGGACGAAGAUCGCCAAGGGCGCUGCCGUGUCGGUGAUGGUGCCACAGGUGACCCUUUGCCAGGGUGAGUUGCUUUCCGAGCAGGACGACGAUUUUGCCUGCGACAAGAUCACCAGCGCUGAGAAAUGUGCCAAGCGCUACGAGCGUUCCGGCAAAAGUGACGUUUACCUUCAAUGUGUACCAAGCGCGGCCGGCAAAGGCAGUGCUAUCAUCAACUGCCUCGCCAGGGAACAUUGCGUGCCCCGCUGA
Molecule: messenger RNA, 1170 nt
Organism: Durusdinium trenchii
Lineage: Eukaryota; Dinophyceae; Suessiales; Symbiodiniaceae
Source: the annotation of a GenBank genome assembly